Notolabrus celidotus (New Zealand spotty) is the source of this 1959-nucleotide messenger RNA. RefSeq lists its product as uncharacterized. Bases 217 to 1386 code for a protein of 389 amino acids. The record is from RefSeq and is a predicted model, not a curated record. Lineage: Eukaryota; Metazoa; Chordata; Actinopteri; Labriformes; Labridae. The transcript is spliced from 12 exons.
AUGUUACCGGGGAGACCUCCUCUUUACUAUCAUAGUGUCCAUUUAACUAUAAUUUAAACAUAGUUUGCGCAAGAGCGGCCUAAACAUGCCAUGUCGAAGAUCACUAAAUCAUACCAUCCCAAGAGUAUGUGCAUAUUAUGAUCGAGAGGAUUAAACCUGCGACCGGAGCUUAGUUUGUGAUGUUAGCCGGCUCCUAGCACAAGCCACAACAGAGCCAUGAUGUCCAGAAGGAGAAGAAGAAUCAAGCCUGUAGAUGAUGCAAUGACAUAUAUUCUGUCUUGCACUGACAAGUCUGGAUUUAUGUCAAGACUCGUCGACAGUUACAAAGGAAGAGGAGUGUUUGCCAUGCAGCCCAUUGAACCAGGGGACUUUGUACAUCAGAUGUUCCACAAGGAAUCAAAGCCAGAUGAGACUCAACCACAGGUGACAGACCCUCAGACUCCUGCAGUAGAGACAGAGACCAGCCCUGUACAUCAGAUGCUCCACAAGGAAUCAAAGCCAGAUGAGACUCAACCACAGGUGACAGACCCUCAGACUCCUGCAGUAGAGACAGAGACCAGCCCUGCACAUCAGAUGCUCCACAAGGAAUCAAAGCCAGAUGAGACUCAACCACAGGUGACAGACCCUCAGACUCCUGCAGUAGAGACAGAGACCAGCCCUGUACAUCAGAUGCUCCACAAGGAAUCAAAGCCAGAUGAGACUCAACCACAGGUUUUUACUGUCCAAGGGUUUUCGCUCGUUGAUUAUUCAGAAAGUGAUGAAACUGAUGAGGACUUUAUGGAGAACAAAAGUCCCACUCCACACCGUGAUGUUCUCAGGAAGAUAACAGAAAACACUCUGAUGGAUAGUGGACCAGAGGUUUCUAAUCAUUCGUACGGUUCAGAAAGUGUUGUGAACGAAACCUGCGAUGAGGCUUCUCCAAGCAACCAUUCCAACGAGCAAUCAGAUAAUGUACUUGUUCCAUCACUGAGACGCACAAAAAGUCUCAUGUGGGAUAGAGUACAAGAUUUUGCUGGGUGUCUAUACGAUUCAGAUGACGGCAGCACAGAGGGCACUUCCAUUUCUAAGCCUGAAAGGGAUUCACCGAGGCUGAGAAGAAGCUCUUGCCACCCUACGUCAGUCUACCAGGAGAACAGAGGUCAGAAGAUGAGGAGAGCAUGUCAUCCCUGCAAGAAUGUACCUCCACAUCACAUGUCCAAAGCCAGGCAGCGUCUUCAACAGAUGUCAGUAUGCCAGAACAACAGUGGUCAGAAGAUGAGGUCAGCAUGUCAUCCCUGCAAGGAUGUACCUCCACAUCACAAGUCCAAAAAAAGAGUGUGUCCGCAAGAAAGAGAGGUAAGCAAGCUGCUGUACAGCGUUGGACAACCGAGGAGAUUGCUGCAGUAGAAAAACAUCUGAAGAAGUUCAUUGUGAGGCAAGAUGAUCCAGGUAAAGCGACUUGUGAGCGCUGCAUUUCUGUAGUACCGCAAGCGCUGCAAAAAACAGACUGGAAAGCAGUCAAGUAUUUAAUCAAAAAUAGAAUAACUGCCAUGAGAAGAAAAUUGUAAUGAAAGCAGUUCACUGAUCGGGAGUAUGGAGACAUGUUUUCAGUUUGCCCUCCAACACUUUUUUGUUCAAGGUCUGUUUUGUUGUAUUGUUUCCACCUGUCUCUAUAACGCAUUAUAAAUAUAUUUAUAAUGACCUUAUAGCACUGUACACAUAUAGUUAUAAACACUCAUCAAUUAUUAUAAUGCUUUAUAACAAUCAUAACAGUUAUUAUUGUUAUAUAGCAUUAAGAUCAUUUAUGAGUGUUUCUAUAGUUAUACAGUGCUAUAACCUCGUUAUAAAUAUUUUUAUAAUGACGUUAUAGAGAUACGCGUUAAACAAAGUGUUACUCAAAGGGUUACCACUUUUUUUGUUUUGUGUAAAGUGCAGUCUGAUCAUUGACCUGUUGGCAAAAUAAAUACAUGCUCCUCAGGA